AGGGUAGCAACGUAGUCCUCUUGAAGACACCACGUAUAUCCAACAAACCAAAAUAUUGAACUCCUAUUUUCAGGAAAAAACCAAGCAAGUCUUAUAAUACUAGUAGUAGCAAGCAAGCAAAAUUGAUGCAACUCUGAUUCUCAGCAGACAUUAAGUUAAAUCAUGAAAUAAUGGCGGUGGGAAGAGGUGGGAGAAGUCUUAUGGGACCAUUCUUGGUCAUAAACUUAGUAGUUUAUUUAAUUGUACUAGGACUUGCUGGCUGGUCACUUGACAAAUACAUUGAUGGCGAACAAAAUCAUCCUCAUUUAGGUGGGAACCCAUCGACAAGUUUUUUGUUGAUGUUUGCAUUGAUUGCUGGUGUAAUAGGUGCUUCCUCUAUGCUACCUGGGUUUGUUCAUCUCCACAAAUGGACUAGUCAAAGUUUGGCUACUGCUGCUUCUUCUGCGAUCAUCUCUUGGAUUAUGACUGCUCUUGCUUUUGGUCUUGUUUGCAAGCAGAUAAUAAUGGGAGGUCACAGAGGAAAACGUCUGCAAACUUUGGAAGCGUUGAUCACUAUAGCUAUGGUGAGUCAGUUACUCUAUAUACUGUUGUUGCACGCUGGGAUCUGUCGCAGCAGCUACGGCCCUGUUUAUGGUUCCUAUGGGCCUCAGCACUAGCUUGCUCAAGUCAGCUUCCUUGGUCCAGCUUAGGAAUUGCUCCCUCGAUGAUUAAAAUGCCAAUAUUGUUUACACCAUCAGUCCAUAUAAGUUAAAAGUACGUGUGCAGAACCACCGUUAAUCCGGUCUCUGGAUGAACUGUUUAGAAUGUUACUAUGCGGAUUAGACACAAACUUGCACAUUGUAUAUUCAAUUAUCUCAGGGAAACUUGUACUUUGUAUGCCCAAUAAUAGAAGUAACAUAUGCUUGGAUUUCAAGUUUUUUUGCUUCAAUGGAGUGGUUUAAUCACUUA
Capsicum annuum is the source of this 948-nucleotide messenger RNA. RefSeq names its product membrane protein PM19L. Bases 171 to 656 code for a protein of 161 amino acids. NCBI's taxonomy places the organism in Eukaryota, Viridiplantae, Streptophyta, Magnoliopsida, Solanales, Solanaceae. The transcript has 4 exons. The record is from RefSeq and is a predicted model, not a curated record.